UGAAUUUUUUUCCUCAAAGCUGGGUAAUGCGGCUAGGGUCCCAUCCAACUGAAUAGAAAAUCGCACCUCUGAUCGCAAGCUCAUUAGGCACUGAGCUUCACAUUAUUUGAGGCUGGAGCCAUGAAGUUCAAAGUCAAUGCCAAAUUACUCCCUGUGAAGGCAUGCUACUUCUUCUUUUUUGGAGGUGUGGCACCAAUACUGCCAUUCCUGCCAGUGUAUGCACACCAGCUGGGUGUGUCAGAGGUGGGUGUGGGCACCAUCUACCUGGCACUGCCCGUGCUGGCUUCGCUGAUGCGGCCGCUGGUGGGCGGGCUGGCCGAUGCCACACACCGACACAAGCUGGUGUUCCUGCUGCUGCUGACCGUGACAACGGUCGGCUACGCGGCGCUGCACUUUCUGCCGCCGCUGCCGGCUGCGCCGUCGGCCCUCUCAGCUGAUGUGCAGCUGGACUGCGGCGGCCAGACGUUCGUGCGCGUGUGCGCUGGGCAGCACCCCUCCUGCCACGCCCAGCAACUCGCGGCCGCCGCGCACAACGCCACCGCCUUGUGCCAGCUACAGUGCGACCAGUGGCCCGACUGCGGCUCGGCCUGGUGCCGCUCGGCGUCCGUGGCGCCGCCGCCGCUGCAACUGCAGCUGGACCUGAAUGGCGCCGACCUGGAGGGCCGCUGCCUCUUCCUGCCGGUGUGGAACGUGUCGGGUGGCGAGGGGCCUCACAGCCGUCCGACCUGCCGCAGUGCUCAGACAGUCAGCUGUCGCCUCAGCUGCGACGACGCGACGCUCAUGAAGGCGCUUGACGCCAAAGCGGUCGACACGGGCGCCUACUAUCGCACCAGCCAGUUCUGGUUGAUGGUCUUGUUCCUGGUGCUGGCAUGGGUGGGCACCUCGCUGAGCGUGCCGCUGGCGGACUCCAUCGCCUUCAAGCUGCUCGACGAUCCGGCUCGGUACGGCUACCAGCGCGUCUGGGGAUCGAUCGGCUGGGGUGCCUUCAGCUUCCUGUCUGGCUACCUGGUGGACGUGGCCAGCGCGGGCCGCCACGCCAAGGACUACUCCCACGCCUUCUACCUGCUCGUCGGACUCAUGGUGCUGAACAUCAUAGUGUGCACGCGGCUGCGGGUGUCGUCUCUGAAGGAGGCGCGGCCCAAGUUCCGGGCAGGACUAGGGGCGCUGCUGCGACGGCCACGUGUCCUCCUCUUCCUGCUCAGCUGCUGCGUCGUCGGCACCAUGACCGGCGUCCUCUGGACAUUCUUCUUCCUCCAUCUGCAGGACGUGGCCCUGGCGUGGGAUUGUUCGGCUUACGAGUGGAUCAGCAUCAUCUCCGGAGGUACCCUGCUGGUGCAAUGCUUCUUCGGAGAGGUGCCCUUCUUCUUCAUAUCGGGCUGGAUCAUUGGAAAACUGGGUCACGUUCACACGCAAACGGUGGUGCUGCUGGCGUUCGGCGUGCGCUUCCUGCUGUACUCGCUGCUGCGCAACCCCUGGCUGGUGUUGCCCGUGGAGCUACUGAACGGACUGACGUUCGGCCUGUUCUACGCCAACAUGGUGGCGUACGCCGGCGUGAUCGCACCGCCAGGCAUGACGGCCACGCUGCAAGGCCUGGUGGGCGCGUCGUUCGAGUGCGUGGGGGUGGCCAUCGGCAGCGGCAC
This is a messenger RNA of Pollicipes pollicipes, 1640 nucleotides long. Its product is annotated as major facilitator superfamily domain-containing protein 6-B. NCBI's taxonomy places the organism in Eukaryota, Metazoa, Arthropoda, Thecostraca, Pollicipedomorpha, Pollicipedidae. Gene Ontology annotation, cellular component: membrane. The record is from RefSeq and is a predicted model, not a curated record.